AUGAAGCUGGUGGUGACCAAGGUGCUGUGUCUGCUGGGCAUCUGCCUCCUGACGCUGGCCGGGUCCCUGCUCCCCGUCAGGUUCAUCCAGGCUGACCAGCAGAAGGUCCAUCGCUCCAGGAGGGUCCUUGCCCUCUGCAACUCCUUUGGGGGAGGGGUUUUCCUGGCCACCUGCUUCAACGCCUUGCUGCCUGUCGUGAGGGAAAAGCUGGAUGAAGUUCUCAAGCAGGGGAACGUGCCCCCGGACUACCCAGUGGCCGAGACCAUCGUCAUGGUCGGCUUCUUCCUCACGGUCUUCGUGGAGCAGCUGGUCUUGAGCUUCCAGAAGGAGAAACCUUCCUUCAUCGACCUGGAGACCUUCAACGCGGGCUCGGACGCGGGGAGCGACUCGGAGUACGAGAGCCCCUUCAUCUGCCCCGCCCGGG
Messenger RNA from Merops nubicus (carmine bee-eater), 424 nucleotides. RefSeq names its product zinc transporter ZIP3-like. The transcript has 2 exons. The annotation marks the transcript as partial. Lineage: Eukaryota; Metazoa; Chordata; Aves; Coraciiformes; Meropidae. Gene Ontology annotation, molecular function: zinc ion transmembrane transporter activity. The record is from RefSeq and is a predicted model, not a curated record. Gene Ontology annotation, biological process: zinc ion transmembrane transport. Gene Ontology annotation, cellular component: plasma membrane.